Messenger RNA from Cololabis saira (Pacific saury), 1818 nucleotides. RefSeq names its product protein CutA homolog. Gene Ontology annotation, molecular function: copper ion binding. The record is from RefSeq and is a predicted model, not a curated record. The transcript has 7 exons. Gene Ontology annotation, biological process: response to metal ion. Bases 414 to 881 code for a protein of 155 amino acids. Lineage: Eukaryota; Metazoa; Chordata; Actinopteri; Beloniformes; Belonidae.
ACCUGUCAGCAGCGCUAUUUUUUUCUCCUGAAUUUGCCACGACUUUAUAGCUUGUUUUUCUCUUUCGUUGGAAGAGAAAAUGACGGACGUGAUAAGCAGAUAAGAAAGUCUGGUCUGUUAUGGACGAAGUUUGGCACAGAUUCUCCCGUAUUUUGUGCCCCAGCCGGACUCACCGAAUGACAUUUCUUGCCACUAAGAGGAUGGAGUUGCUGCUCCAGCGAUGCCACAAAGAGGCAGUUUUAAACUCUUCAUUUCGGUCCUUUCUACUCUUUACAUGUUUGAUAUCAACAGAUGGGCUGUGACUGGGCCACUCCAGAAGACAAAUGUUCUUUUUUAAAGCGGCCCUAUUGUGUAUUUACUACUAAUUGUACAUAUGAAAGCAAUACAGUGCGAAAGGAGACCUGGUAGUGAGCAUGACAAGUGAUUGGAGGGCAACUGUAAACAGUAAAACAAAACGGUGUAAACGUAAACUGUUUUUGGUGAUGUUCGUGUCCCUAUACCCUGGGCUGUGGUCCAUCGGAGUCCAUCUUCAUACAGCCUUCACAGGCAGCUAUGUUCCAGGCCACCACUCUCUCCUUCUCAUCAACAGCCCGAAUGAGCAGGCAGCGAGGGACAUUGCCAGAUCUGUCAUGGAAAGACGUCUGGCGGCCAGUAUUAACAUUCUCCCCCGGACCGCCACAAUGUACUAUUGGAAAGGUGAAAUCCAGGAUGCAAGUGAAAUCUUACUGCUAGUGAAAACAAAGACCUCCAGGAUCCAGGAAGUCGUGGAUUAUGUGAGGUCUGUUCAUCCCUACGCAAACCCAGAAGUCCUCAGUUUCCCAGUGGAGAAUGGCAAUCUGGCAUACAUGAAGUGGAUGGAUGAAGCUAUUCCGGAUGACUGAGCCCUCAUUUAAAAAUCAGAGCCAAUCUCAGCAUGGAGCGCAGCCGAGCAGGAAGACUGAGCCAUGUCUGCACAUGUUUGUUGAAACUCCUGGAUCAAAGUUUGUUCAAAGUUAACAUGGCUCAUUUUAUUAGUCAACCAUCGUCACCAGAAAUUAGUUUUUUUUUUUAUAUAUAUUUUUAUCCCAGAUUUUUUCCUCACCCAGUGCUCCUACCUAAGUGACAGUCCUGGGCAUUGCCAUCCUCUACCAACCCCGGGAGGGUCCUGCACUGAGCCCAGGUCUCCUCCUUAACCUGAGGAGUGAGCAGGCCGCAUCUUUUCACCAGGCAGGGUGGGGCUUCUCCGGCCGGACGUAGCGCGUGGAAGGAUCACGUUAUUCCGGCUAGAUCCUCCCCACCCCAUCUGGCGCCCUGGUUGGCCAGAGGGGGCAUGUAUAGCCCAGGACUGUGUGCAUGUUUUUGUGAGGGUAGCUCACAUUAGCUACCCAAGGGAACACGGGGAGAACAUGCAAACUCCACACAGAAAGAUCCUUUCGCCAACCCCACCCAGGGUGUGGGCACCGAAGUCAUGGGGGAACUAACACGCACUUCAGCGCCCACAGCGUCCCCGACGGGAAUGGAACCCUUCUUGCUGUGAGACGGCUGCACUACCUGCUGCGCCACCGUGCCACCAGAAAUUCGUUUUUAAAGUAACAUUCAAUUACAGUGUACCACCUGUUUUGAAAAAAAAAAAUCUCAUACUGGGACAAGUGAAGUAAAGUGUUUAUACACUGUUAUUUCCCCUUAAGAAUUUUGAGGAUUAAUAAAGUUGAACUGAAUUUAACCAAAGUUUCAUGUGACCCAACACAUCACUUAACUUCAAAUAUUUUAAAUCAAAUAUUGUUCUAAUUAUUGGUGUAAGAUGAAAUGUUUGUUGGUAAGGAGAUAAAUAAAUGAUAU